Molecule: messenger RNA, 1194 nt
Organism: Emiliania huxleyi CCMP1516
Lineage: Eukaryota; Haptophyta; Isochrysidales; Noelaerhabdaceae
Exons: 1
Coding region: 1-1194 (397 amino acids)
Biological process (GO): negative regulation of translation; proteasome-mediated ubiquitin-dependent protein catabolic process; protein polyubiquitination
Molecular function (GO): translation repressor activity; protein binding; ubiquitin protein ligase activity
Source: RefSeq, a predicted model, not a curated record
AUGCGUUACCACGCCUGCCUGCAGAACCUCUCGCACGAAGAUCUCCUCCAGAUCGCGGCCAGCGGCAUGCGCGAGUGCCGCGCCACGCGCAUUCUCGGAGACGCGAUGCUCGCGUCGAAACUGCCCGAGCAGCUCGCAGCCGCCGUUCUGUUGUCGCAAGACCUGAUCGCACCGGUGCUCUCGUCGCUGCCCCUCACGGACUUGCGCACGGCGCGCGUGUGUCACCUGUGGCGCGAUGCCUGGCAUGAGAAGAUGUUGCUCCCUCUCGGCCAGCUGCGCCACCUGCGCUCCGUUGGAGAGUUUGGCUAUGCAACCCAAGUGGUCGCCAUGCCCGGGCGCGAGGCGGUGCUUGUGCCAAACUAUGAGCAGCAUCGCCUGGAUGUGCUCUGUUCGCAACCCGCGGCCUUCGAAGAGCAGCUCUGCGCCCCCGAUAUUGACGACGGAGAGGUUGUCGAAACGCUCCGGACGCCUUCCGCCGUAGCUCUGAUGGCCGACGGCCUCGCCUGGGUGGUCGAAUCCGAUCGCUACAGUGUGGUCAAGGUUGACCUGGAGGAGAAGCUGCGCCUCCACGAGAUCGAGCGAAGCCAGCUCGGCGACGGCGCAUUUCCUGAGGACGUUGCCAUCGCGGACGAUGCGUUGCUUGUCCUCUCUCAACGGAACGGGGAGACGACGGAUCACUGCGUCUCCGUCUUUUCGGCUUCGACGGGGGAGUUCCAGCACAGCUUCGGCGGCUGGGGCAAGGGUCGGAGCGAGCUAUUCCUCCCAACAUCGAUGGCGGUGCACGGCGAGUCCGUGUACGUGGCGGACAGGGGCAACCACCGAGUGCAGGUCUUUCGGCAUGCGGAUGGGAUGCACGUUCGCAGCAUCGGCCUUGACGCCGCAGUGACAGAAGAGCUGUGGGAGGACAUGCUGGAUUGGGGCGUCGAGUACGAAGGCGAAGACCCACGCAUCGGCGCCGACCUCGGCGAGUUCGACCACCCUUUUGGAGUCGCCGUCGGCCACGGCCGCUUGUACGUGAGCGAGUACGAGGGCGCUCGCGUGCAAGUGCUGACGCUCGAGGGCGAGCCGCUGCAUGUCUUCGCAUCGCCGGACGGCAAGCCACUCGGGGGCAUCUGCACGAGCGGCGAGCAGGUUUGGGUCGUCGGCGAGCACGACGACCCUAAUCAAGUGCACAUCCUCACGAUCCGGGAGUAA